This is a messenger RNA of Boeremia exigua, 1721 nucleotides long. RefSeq names its product SAM binding motif-containing protein. The transcript is spliced from 2 exons. Lineage: Eukaryota; Fungi; Ascomycota; Dothideomycetes; Pleosporales; Didymellaceae. The record is from RefSeq and is a predicted model, not a curated record. The coding region runs from base 227 to 1567 and encodes 446 amino acids.
CCGCGCCGCACCAGAGCCUCGUCGCCUCGUCGCCUCGCCCGCCCCGCGACUGCGCUGCCUCCUGCCCCUCUCGCCGCCGGCUGCAGCAGUCUGUCUGUCUGUCGUCCGUCUCUCGUUGCGGCGCACUCGGGCGCGCCCAGCACACGUGCCCUGCCCUGCCUCGCCCUGCCCUGCCCUGCCCUGCCAGGCCACUAUCGCGCCGCUAGCCGGGCAAGUGGGCCGGGAGAUGAUGAACUCAGAAUGGCUGCUGUACCGCUACCACGUCCCAUACCCCUCGCGCCCCAAGCCGCCCGCCGCAGAGGGCACCGCGCCCGACGCGCUCGCUAGAACAACGUCAAGCUCGUCGACCGCGACCACUGCCACCAGCGCCUCCUCCGCGGCCACCGCGUCCGCCAUGGACACGCGCGGCUCCGUGUCGAGCUCGUCGACGCAGGCCACGCGCGACGAGUCGGCCGAGCCCUUUGUGCUGCGCCACGGCCGCCGCUACCUGCGCGGCGUCGCCUACCCGCUGCCCUGCGACCUGCCCGAGCUGCAGCGCCAGAACCUGCUGACGCUGCUCGCCACGUCCGUCCUGGGCCGCGCCCUCGGCUCGACGCCCUCGCCGCAGGCCCCGCCGCGCAAGGUGCUCGAGCUGGCGUGCGGCAGCGGCUACUGGACCGCCGUGUGCCACGAGUACCUCAGCGGCCUGGGCUACGACAACGUCGCCUACACGGGGCUGGACCUCGUGCCGCUCGCCGGCGACCUGCAGCGCCAGGGCAUCGACUGGACCUUUGUGCAGCACGACCUGCGCAAGGGGCGGCUGCCCUUCGACGACGGCGAGUUCGACCUGGUCGUGCUGAAGGACCUGUCCCUCGUCGUGACCCUCGGCGCCCAGUCCCAGGCCUUGAUUGACGAUAGCAUCCGCGUCCUCAAGUCCGGCGGCACCUUCGAGGUCUGGGAGACCGACUACUUGAUCCGCUCCAUUCUGCCGCACCCGCCCCCCGUCCCUGGCAAAUCCGCCCAGGAACGCGCCAGCGCCGAGUCGUCAGGGACCUUCCUGAUCUCGCCCAUCACACCUUUCACCGAAGUGCAGAACAAGUACCUACGCGACUCCAACGCCUGGAUUCAGGAAGCCCUCGACCGCAGGAAGCUGAGCCCCACGCCCUGCGCGCGAAUCUCCGAGAUGCUGCUGCAGGAAACCGAGACGCUGCACUCGGUCGGCGACCGCCGCAUCGCCAUCCCCCUCGGCGAACUGCGCUGGGAGCGCGAGAUGGCUACGGCCGCCGCAGACCCCCCGAAACCCCGCCGCCGCGAGUCCGAGUCCCAGCGCCCCAACCCGAAGAAAACCAGCGUCGCGCUCGACCCCGGGACGCUGACCGACGAGCAGGCGGCCCUGCGCUACACGGCGCUGCUCGUCGUCGUGCAGCUGAUCGAGAGCCUGGAGCCGCUGCUCAAGGAAGUCAGCGGCAAGAACCAGGAGGAGUGGCAGCGCUGGUGGGCCGGCCUGAUGGGCAACCUGCUCGAGCAAAAGGGCGCCAGCAGCGGCGAGUGCCUCGAGUUCGGCGUGUGGUGGUGCAAGAAGGUGUGAGCGCACGCGCACACGCACAACGUCGCGGUGCGACCUCACGAGCGCACGUCCUCACAUACAUAGCCCCGUCCCGCCGUCCUUCUCGCGUUUCCUUCCGUGAUAUCCCAGCCCAACGGCCCUCCCCUUCCCGCGUCUACUACCUUCCCCCGCCCCG